GGAAAUAAAGUAGGAAGGAGGAGAAACUUAAACGCCUCCGUCGGCAAUCGGAGAUCAAUCGACGGGGCGUUUAAGCCUUUAUGAUCGUCGAUUUUUUUCCCAAUCAUUCUCCGACUUGAGAUCUCAAGUAAAUCCCUCUUUUUGGUUUCCGGUAACGGCGGAGGGGGAUUUAUUUUCAAAAAACAUGGAUAAGUUAAUGGGCAGGAUUCGAAGUUUGGAUGCGUAUCCGAAGAUCAACGAAGAUUUCUACAGCAGAACUCUCUCCGGCGGCGUUAUCACCCUCGCUUCAUCCGUAGUCAUGCUCUUGCUCUUCAUUUCCGAGCUCAGAUUAUAUCUCCAUGCUGUAACUGAGACAAAGCUUGUCGUUGACACUUCAAGAGGAGAAACACUUCGUAUUAAUUUUGAUGUUACCUUUCCAGCCCUUCCAUGUUCAAUAAUCAGUGUUGAUGCCAUGGAUAUAAGUGGAGAGCAACACCUUGACGUUAGACAUGAUAUCAUCAAGAAAAGGAUAGAUUCUCAUGGUAAUGUAAUUGACACAAGGCAGGAUGGUAUUGGUGCUCCCAAGAUUGAAAGACCUUUGCAAAGACAUGGCGGCCGGCUUGAGCACAAUGAGACGUACUGUGGUUCAUGUUAUGGUGCAGAAACUUCAGAUGACCACUGUUGCAACUCUUGUGAAGAUGUCCGUGAAGCUUAUAGAAAAAAGGGAUGGGCGGUAUCAAAUCCCGAUUUGAUGGACCAGUGCAAAAGAGAAGGUUUUCUUCAAAGAAUCAAAGAAGAAGACGGUGAAGGGUGUAAUAUAUAUGGGUUCCUGGAAGUCAACAAAGUGGCUGGAAAUUUCCAUUUUGCACCUGGAAAGAGCUUUCAACAGUCAAAUGUGCAUGUCCAUGAUCUGCUUGCUUUCCAGAAGGAUAGUUUCAAUAUAAGCCACAAGAUCAAUAGAUUGGCUUUUGGAGACUAUUUCCCUGGGGCCCUGAACCCUCUUGAUGGUGUGGAAUGGACACAACAUACCCCUAAUGGGAUGUAUCAAUAUUUUCUCAAGGUAGUACCUACUGUGUACACUGAUGUGAACGGGUACGCCAUACAGACAAAUCAGUUCUCUGUAACUGAACAUUUUAAGGGAUCAGCAGCUGGCCAACUUCAGACUCUUCCUGGAGUUUUCUUCUUUUAUGACCUUUCACCAAUCAAGGUGACUUUCACUGAGCAACAUGUUUCAUUCUUGCAUUUUCUGACAAGUGUUUGUGCAAUAGUUGGAGGAGUGUUCACGGUGUCUGGAAUAAUUGAUUCAUUCAUAUAUCAUGGCCAAAAGGCCAUCAAGAAGAAGAUGGAGCUUGGUAAGUUCAGUUGACGGGGUUGGCGCCGUUUUCCUACUCUUUUACCCUUCAACAUCGGUCACUCACCUUUCCCCGCCCACAAAAAUGAGCGACACAGAAAUAUGCUGCCAGGUGUCUCUUCGCGGGGCUUCCACCCGUUGUUUACACAGGUUUUUGGCCACUGUACCACACAAAAAAAAAAAAGAGGGAGAGGAAGUAGAUCAAUCUUUUGUAUUUCUUUCAUUCUUAAAAGAAAUUUCUUCUGCCUUUUUUGUAUUUGUUGUACUGCACUAAUUUAUGAACGUAAAAGAACAACAACAACCCAGUUAAAUCCCACAAGAGUAGGGUCUGGGGAGGGUGUGUGUACGCAGACCUUACCCCUACUCGAAAGUAGAGAGGUUGUUUCCAAAGAGACCCCCGGCUCAACGUCGAAAGUUGCAUUACUUGACUAACUGCUACUUCAUUAAUU
Molecule: messenger RNA, 1779 nt
Organism: Cuscuta campestris
Lineage: Eukaryota; Viridiplantae; Streptophyta; Magnoliopsida; Solanales; Convolvulaceae
Source: the annotation of a GenBank genome assembly